Molecule: messenger RNA, 948 nt
Organism: Chironomus riparius
Lineage: Eukaryota; Metazoa; Arthropoda; Insecta; Diptera; Chironomidae
Source: the annotation of a GenBank genome assembly
CCGCUUGAAACACAAGUCAAAAAAUAUUUAAACUGUCAUUUUAGUUUAGAAUUUGAAGAUAAAUUCGAUUCCUUUUAAAGCAAAGAAGAUUCAUAUUAUUGAAUUUAAUCAUUUGCAACAAGGAUGAAGGCAGCGAUCAUGAUUCUCUUCCUAUUUAUAUUUGGAAGCAAAAGCAAGGCACAGAAAGCUCAAUGUGAAUUUAGCAGAAAAGAUUUUGAAAUAACUGGAAUUACAUCAAAAGAUUCAAAUUUCUACGUAUGUGAAUUGAGUGACAAGCAAUCAAUUAAAAGAGAUCACCAAGAAGACCUAAGUGACAACAAUGUCAGACUUUUGCACAUCUUAAAAAACAGCAAAUUAGAAACAUUUUCACAACUUUUGUGCAGCAAAUUUCCAAAUCUUGAAGUAAUUUGGACAGAAAAUGCAGCCAUAAAGUCAAUUGAUCAGUCAUCAUUUAAAUAUUGUGGACAGUUAGAAUAUUUGGAGAUGAAUGGAAAUAAAAUUCAAGAAAUUCCACCCGGAACCUUUUCAUUUCAAAAUAAAUUGCGGGAAUUGUCGCUUGAAAACAACAAAAUUAAAACUUUACAUUCUGACAGCUUCGAUCAACUUGAAAAUGUCAGAACCUUAAGUUUAGCUUCGAAUGAUAUUUCUGAUCUUCCAGAAAAUGUUUUCGUGCCUUUCAAAAGAUUACUAAGUCUGAACCUUAACAACAACAAGUUGACAACAAUUCAUGCUGACUCAUUUCGAUCGCACGUCUAUUUUGAGAGUGUUUAUCUUUACAACAAUCAAAUUAAUUCACUUGAUCCGCAGAUUGGUUCUAAAGUACCAGCAAUUAAUCUUGACAUUCAGCUCAACAACUGCGCAUCAUCGUUAUUUAAUGGACGGGUUGAUAUCAAGCUUUUGAAGAAAUGUUUUGACAAUUAUAAACCUCGGGAGUCAAGAAUUGCUUAG